This is a messenger RNA of Gigantopelta aegis, 1869 nucleotides long. RefSeq names its product CXXC-type zinc finger protein 1-like. Gene Ontology annotation, molecular function: zinc ion binding; DNA binding. NCBI's taxonomy places the organism in Eukaryota, Metazoa, Mollusca, Gastropoda, Neomphalida, Peltospiridae. Gene Ontology annotation, biological process: positive regulation of DNA-templated transcription. The transcript is spliced from 13 exons. The coding region runs from base 1 to 1545 and encodes 514 amino acids. The record is from RefSeq and is a predicted model, not a curated record. Gene Ontology annotation, cellular component: Set1C/COMPASS complex.
AUGGGUGCUAGAGAGCAGCCCGCCCUGCUUGCACUAGAGGACAAAAAUAAAAGUCAAGGCUUUCUUGUGUUUCCAGAAAAGGACCCGAGUUUGACUGUCGUACUGAAGACUAAAAAAUCAAAACCACCGAAAGUGAAGAGUGACUCGAGUGACACUGACCGCAUGCUGCAUCGUGACCCGAGACUACGAGAUAAAGGAGCGAGAAAAUCUACACGUCGAUGUGGAGAGUGUAAUGCCUGUCACAAAACAGAGGAUUGCAGUCGGUGUGAUUUCUGUAAGGAUAUGAAGAAAUUUGGUGGACCAAAUAAAAUUCGUCAGAAAUGUCGGCUUCGCCAAUGUCUGAAUUUUGGUUUGAAUGCCAGUGUCACCAAGCUGGAGGCGGAAGCUGCGUUUACGUCAAUGAACGACUCGGAAAGAAAUGAAGGCCUUAUGGACGAUGACGAUUAUGAUUACAUGUCAGAAAAUGUUGUUCAGCCAAAAGCACGGAAACGGCGGUCGAGUUCUUCAGAUGCGAGUUCCCCAAGGAAGAAAAACAAGAAAGAUAAGAAACAGCACAAAGACAAACACAAACGUGACAAGGCGAGACACAGGCGCUCGCCUUCCAAGAAAGAGAAACUGCGAGAGAAGUUGAGUGUGACAAGUAAGAAGCGUUACGCGGAUGUGGAGGAUUUUGGCGACGCUGACGACGAAACACCACGACACUGCUGUGGUCCGGCGUGUGUUGAAGCGGCCAGGACUGGAUCGAAGUACUGCUCUGAUGAAUGUGGCAUGAAGCUCGCUAAAAGUCGUAUCUAUGAGAUCUUGCCUAGUCGGAUCCAGCAGUGGCAGAGCAGCCCGUGUGUGGCGGAGGAGGGCAACAAGAAGGUACUGGAGAAGAUUCGCCGCCAGCAGAUGGACGCGCGGAUCCAGCUGGGGGAACUCGAUAAGCGGCACCAGGCCCUCGACGCUCUCAUAGAGCGGGCCAAGCACGCCACCGUCGACCCCGAGCAACUGGGUGCGGAUACCGAUGACGACACCGAAUUCACAAUUUACUGUGUGACGUGUGGUGGCGAGAUUAACCAGAGGGGAGCGUUGAAACACAUGGAGAAGUGCUAUGCCAAGUUUGAAUCGCAGACAUCCUUUGGCUCCAUAUACAAGACUCACAUCGAGGGCACUUCCAUGUUCUGUGACUUCUACAAUGCCCAGCAGAAGACAUACUGCAAAAGACUAAAGGUUCUGUGUCCAGAGCAUACCAAGGAACCCAAGGUGAAUCCAGAUGAAGUUUGUGGUUGUCCGCUCGUUUCCCACGUGUUUGAGGAAACGGGCGAGUUCUGCGCUGCACCCAAACGAAAAUGUUCCAAACAUUACGUGUGGGAAAAGUUGAGGAGGGCUGAAAUUGACAUGGAGAGAGUACGACAGUGGCUGAGAAUUGACGAGUUGUUUGAACAGGAACGGAAUAUCCGCAUGUCCAUGUCGAACCGUAUGGGAGUUCUUGGUCUGAUGCUGCACCAAACCAUGGACCACGACCCACUGACGCCCAUGAUACCUCCACAACAGUCCAGUUAGCAUACACUGUAUAGACCAUAAUACCACAACAGUCCAGUUAGCAUACACUGUACAGACCAUGAUACCUCCACAAGUCCAGUUAGCAUACACUGUACAGACCAUGAUACCUCCACAAGUCCAGUUAGCAUACUGUACAGACCAUGAUACCUCCACAAGUCCAGUUAGCAUACACUGUACAUACCAUGAUACCUCCACAACAGUCCAGUGGUGUCAUGGUAGGCCAUCAGUCUACAGGCUGGUAGGUACUGGGUUUGGAUCCCAGUCGAGGCAUGGGAUUUGUAAUCCAGAUACCGACUCCAAACCCUGAGUGAGUGCUCCGCUAGG